AUGUUGGGGCGAAUUGGGACCGCAAGAGGACAGAUGGGGACACAGUACCAGUAUAGUGAGACAAUGACGGGGCAUUAUCUGCCGUUGCCACCGCCAGUCCUUCAGCAAUAUACAUUACGUCUGAAGGCGUGUCUAGGGGAUCCCGCAAUGACGCCAAAAGUUUUUGAAGCCAUGCUGCACGACGAGGAGUUUUACCGCGACGUAAACAGCAUGUACACCAAGGAGUUUGUGGAGCUGUUGAGGGCAGUGGGGUGUAGAUGGUUGCGCUUGCACGUCUUUGAAAUUCUGGGCCGCGGUCAAGACGCCGGAGGCAACCGUGUUGACACCGAUCUUGUCGAGGAUGACGGGGCGGGAGCUGCAGCCGCUGCCACCGCAGGCCAUCUUAGUUUGGAGGCGAAUGAGGAGGAAGUGAUGGAACCGGAGCGUGAAGGGAGGCAAGAAA
This is a messenger RNA of Trypanosoma cruzi, 442 nucleotides long. RefSeq names its product ubiquitin-protein ligase, putative. The transcript has a single exon. The record is from RefSeq and is a predicted model, not a curated record. NCBI's taxonomy places the organism in Eukaryota, Euglenozoa, Kinetoplastea, Trypanosomatida, Trypanosomatidae. The annotation marks the transcript as partial.